GGGGGGGGAAAAAGAACUCCGCACAGUCUGGUCUUGUACGUCAUGACGUACUCAUACGUACUCUGGUUCGAGAAGUUACGGAGAACCAUGCACAGGACGUGCAGCGGUUCAAAGAGGAAGGAAGAUGGCGGAUAACAAAGGCGAGGAGGAUAUGGAACCGUCUACUAAUUCGGAUUCAGUGCCUUCAGCGCAAGAUAGCGAGCAGUCAGAGGCAAAAGAUGAAAGUGCGUUAAUAGUCAUGGAAGCGAAUACAAAGGGUAGCGAAGAAACAGAGCCCUGUGAUAAUGCUAACGAGGCACCUACACUCAACAGCGACGGAGGGGACGAUAGCAGCGGUGGUGCUGUUGGCGCGGGAGAAGAAACCAAUGGAAACGCCAGCGAAGCCGUUAGCCCGACUGGGACCGCCGGCACCAAUACAGAGCCAGCGGCAGCUGAAACCCUGUCAGGCGCAGAUGCUCCAGUUGGCGGGCAGACCACUGAAAUGUCUCCCCCUCCUACCGCUCCAGUGGCCACGCCGGUACCCGCUCCCGUUAAUUUACUGGAUACGUGCGCAGUGUGUAAACAAAGUCUUCAGAGCCGAGACUGUGAACCAAAACUUCUGCCUUGUCUGCACUCCUUUUGCUUAAAAUGUAUCCCGCAGCCAGAGAGACAGAUAAGUGUACAGGUACCUGGACCACACGGGCAAACUGACACACACAUAGUAAAUGUUAUGCGCUGUUCAGUGUGCCACCAGGACUACAAACAGAGUGACAUAAUUGACAACUACUUUGUCAAAGAUACCACAGAGGCCACCAGCACGUCUGAUGAAAAAGCUGCACAGGUGUGCACGAGUUGUGAGGACAAUGCAGGAACCAUAGGCUUCUGUGUGGAGUGUGGAGAAUGGCUGUGCAAGACAUGUGUGGAGGCCCACCAAAGGGUCAAAAUUACCAAGGACCACAAGAUUUGCACAAAGGAGGAUGCUGAUGCUACCUCCGAGUCUGUUGGUACAUCAGGACAGAGACCUGUUUUCUGUCCCAUCCACAAGCAGGAGCCACUGAAGCUUUUCUGUGAGACCUGUGACACUCUGACUUGUAGGGAUUGCCAGCUGCUGGAACAUAAGGAGCACAGGUACCAGUUCCUGGAGGAGGCUUUUCAGAACCAGAAGGGCAUCAUUGAGACCAGCAUGGCCAAGCUACAGGAAAAGAAAAACUACGUACAUUACUCUGUCUCUCAGGUGCAAAGCAGGAUAAAAGAGCUGAAUGAGACGCAUAAGAAGGUGGAGCACGAGAUCAAAAUUGCAGUUUUUACUCUUAUUAAUGAGAUCAACAAGAAGGGCAAGUCUUUGCUGCAGCAAUUGGAGACUGUGACCAAAGAGCGCAGUAUCAGGCUUGUGGCUCAGCAUAAGGAUACGACCCAGCUGGCCCAACAGAUUCACCAUGUUCUCAACUUCUGCCAGUGGGCCAUCACCAAUGGCAGCAGCACAGCGCUGCUCUACAGCAAGAGGCUGAUCCUGUUUCAGCUUCGCCAGCUCUUUAAGGCUAGACUGGAGCCAGCGCCACAGGCCAAUGGAGUUGUGCGCUUCUUCUGUGACCCCACCUUCUGGGCCAAAAAUGUGGUGAAUUUAGGUAAUUUGGUUAUUGAAAAGACACCUCCACCUGUGCAACCAUCCAAUGUGAUGGUAGGAGCGCCAUCCAUUUCACCAGGCCAAGGUCACCCCAGCAAACACCCAGGACAGAUCAACUUGGCCCAGCUCCGACUGCAGCACAUGCAGCAGGCAGCCUAUGUACAGCAGAAGCAGCAGCAGCAGCAGCAGCAACAGCAACAGCAUCAGCACCAGCAGCAGAUCCAGCAACAGAUGCGGAUUGCCUCCCAAAUGUCCCAGCAGCACACCAGACAGCCUGGCCCACCCAUGGUGCAACAGCCUCCAAGGCUUAUCAGUAUGCAGCAGUUGCCAAGAGGGCCUGGAGGUAUGAACGGUGGGCCAGGUCCCUCUAUGUAUCCUUCCUCCCACCACAUGCGCUUACCUGGUCCACCUCAAGGCAGAAUGCCCACUGCCCAGCCAAGACUUAAUGGACAACAGUAUCCCGCCAUGAUACAGGCUCAGCUGCAGAGACAGAUGUCUAUAGAAUCUGAGAUGAGCCACCAAAGGUUUCGUUUCUUACUCCAAUCAGGGCAUUCCAACCCAGGGCACGCAGGCCCUUUCCCUGUGGCAUCUCUCCAUAAUGCAAACCCUACAAGUCCCACCAGUGCCAGUAUGGCUGGAGCCCAUGCUCACCGCGGCCCCACUAGCCCCAUCAUAGGUCCCAUCGAGCUCAUCCCUUCUGUCACCAAUCCUGAGAACCUACCCUGCCUACCUGAGAUCCCGCCCAUUCAGCUGGAGGAUGCGGGUUCCAGCAACCUUGGCCACCUUCUGUCUCGCUACAUCACAGCCAGCCAGCAGCAUCAGCUGGGCUCAGUGGACAUGAAUCCCUCGCCUGCACUGUCCACACACUCGCCUGGAUCAUCAGGUCUGUCCAGUGCCCACACGCCAGCACGACCUUCAAGUACUUCCAGCACAGGCAGUAGAGGCAGCUGUAGCUCUGCGGGGAGGGCGGGGCCAGGUACUGGAGCUGCGGUAGAGCAGGUGAGGGUGAAGCAGGAGCCUGGCACAGACGAUAGCCAUACCUGUUCGACUUCCUCUCUCAAGACAGAACGUGGCAAAGAUGCUGGGAGAAGUGCCUGCAUGAUGAGCAGUCCUGAGAAUAGCCCCCACCCUGUAUUAGUGGCCACAGCUGCAGGCCAAGAUGCUCUCAAAGCUUUAGGGGAGCGUAUCAAAACCGAACCCCAGUCUGAGACCUCUUGUUCUGGACUAAAUGGUUCCAGUGGAGCCACGUCAUCAUCUUCUGCUACCACUAUGACCUCCACUACCUCGCUGUCAACCGAGAAUGGCAACAGCAGCACAGCAGCCCCUCCGCUCACCAAUGGAAACUUAGACAAGGGGACAGAGGCCAAAGAGAGUGAGGCAUCUGCUGGAAUAAGCAACCGUGAUGGCAAAGAGGAUGACCCUAAUGAAGACUGGUGUGCUGUUUGUAUUAACGGUGGUGACCUGUUGUGCUGUGACCACUGUCCCAAAGUAUUUCACAUGAAAUGCCAUGUACCUACCAUAAAAAUCUUCCCAAAGGGUGACUUCCUCUGCACAUUUUGCCGGAGUCUAACCAACCCUGAGAUAGAGUAUUGUGAUGACAACAGGAAAAACAAAGGAGAUCAGGCCCUGAGUCCCGAGGACCAAAGGAGAUGUGAACGCCUCCUGCUGUACAUCUUCUGUCAUGAGCUCAGUGUGGGCUUUAGGGAACCUGUUCCUAGCUCUGUGCCCAAUUACUACAAGAUCAUCAAGCAGCCUAUGGACCUGAAGAAGGUGAAGAAGAAGCUGCAAUUGCGGAGCUCCCAGUAUUACCAGUCCCCACAGGAGUUUGUGUCCAAUAUGCGCCUGGUCUUCAAAAACUGUGCCAAGUACAAUGAGAUGUCUCGAAUAAUCCAGGUUUAUGAUGAGGAGAAACAGAUUAAUACACAGGCAGGAUCAGAGAUGGCGGUAUCUGGCAAGGCGGUGAGUCUGUACUUUGAAGAGAAGCUGCAGGAGUUGUUUCCAGGGCAAAGCUUCCCUGAAACACCUGAACCCGAGUCCUUGGGUGAAAAGGAAAAGGAGGACGAUGACACGGACGAUUCUGAGGAGGACGUCAUUCAGCCCAGACGCAAGCGGUUAAAAAUUGAUGAGAAAGCCGUUCACAUCAAGUAAGAAACAACCACAAAAGAAAUGAGAAGUGAAAACCCUCCUCACAUCCCAUGCUUCUCCUUAGUUUGAGGCAGCAAACAAGGAGGACAGGAUUUGUUGUACACACUGCUUGGCUUAUCUCAUUCUUGCCUUUGAAAGAAUUACUGUCAGCUACAUAAGAUGACUGCCUUGUUGUGAACACUAAGGACAAACACGGAAGAGAUCUAUUUCCUCCUUAAAUCAUGGGGCACCUGACAACUUGCUUGUACAGAUUUUGAAGUAGGACCUAUUUUGCAGUAGCUAGCGAUUGGUCAUUUCUUUUUAUCCAUUUUCAUUUGUAGGUUGUUGUGACAAUUACUUUAUAAAAAAAUUCAAUCCCCUGUUCUGUUUGAUGUAUUAUAUCUAUACUUUGACAUGAAACCUACCAAGUAUUUGUAUGACUUUGUGAAAGCAUUGUGUAAAUAAGAGAAUCUAACCCAUUGAAGGUAUUCCUAUGGUAUAGAUGUUUGGGUGCGUCAUCAAUAAAACCAUUUCUUGAUAUAUCAAA
Molecule: messenger RNA, 4274 nt
Organism: Monopterus albus (swamp eel)
Lineage: Eukaryota; Metazoa; Chordata; Actinopteri; Synbranchiformes; Synbranchidae
Gene: trim33
Product: tripartite motif containing 33
Exons: 21
Coding region: 125-3751 (1208 amino acids)
Cellular component (GO): chromatin
Molecular function (GO): protein binding; zinc ion binding
Source: RefSeq, a predicted model, not a curated record